This is a messenger RNA of Drosophila kikkawai, 1135 nucleotides long. RefSeq names its product ceramide-1-phosphate transfer protein. The record is from RefSeq and is a predicted model, not a curated record. Gene Ontology annotation, biological process: intermembrane lipid transfer. NCBI's taxonomy places the organism in Eukaryota, Metazoa, Arthropoda, Insecta, Diptera, Drosophilidae. Gene Ontology annotation, cellular component: cytoplasm. Gene Ontology annotation, molecular function: lipid transfer activity.
GCAGUAUAUUUUCAAGCCACGGUCUUACUGUUGGCCAACUUAAAUUAAAGUUUUUUAGCACAACAAAGAACAACAAAAAAGGCAGUUAAAAAUAUGAGCGAAACGGCAUUGGCGACGCAGAAUGGGGACUCGGGGAACUGCUUUGACAUCCUCAACGUGUCCACUCUGUUCGAGAGCAGCCUGAUUGGGGAAGAUGACGUCCAAAUGGACGCCUACUUGACUGCCUACGAGGAAAUCAUGAAGUUCUUCCAGCUGAUGGGCAGUGUUUUUAGCUUUGUGAGCAGCGAUGUGCGCAGUAAGAUUGAUAUAUUGUAUGCCCUGAGGGCCACGGACACGCAGGAUGUGAGGCAUUUUGAGACAUUUAAGACCAUGCUGGAGUACGAGAAGGAGGAGCAACUGCUGGCGAAAAAGGGCUACGUGUCGGGGAGUCGUACGCUACUGCGUCUCCAUCGCGGUCUGGACUUUGUCUACGAGUUUCUCAAUCGCGUUCAGGCGCUGGAAGACGACCAAAAGACGGUGGAUGUGUGCAAGACGGCCUACGACGACACCCUGGGCAAGCAUCACUCCUUUCUCAUACGCAAAGGCGCCCGUUUGGCCAUGUACGCAAUGCCCACUAGGGGAGAUCUUCUCAAGCGCGUCUGCUCCGAUGUGGGCCUGGCCAAGGAGAACCUGCCGUCAAUGCUGAACAACAUGCGUAUCAAUUACGAUCGCACGGAACAGCUCUACACGCACCACGACCUGCACAGCUUGCCUUAGAGUCUAUGGAAAUGCCUGGGUUAUAGUCACAAGAUGUGAUAAAGUGAUAGUUACUGCAUACAAAUCAAUCAGUUUUAGCUUUUAAAUAUUGAUAUUAUACACUUAAGCGAGUAGUCUGUCUUUUGAGAUAUAUUAGCCUCAUAUGUAUAUGUGUCCUUUGUCCUUCUAAAUUGUAUAUUCUCCGCAUUCAACACUUUAUCACAGCUUGUGAUUUCCCCAAAAUCUAGUUAAUGUAGCUAAAAUAGUCCAAGUAUUUAUGUUUUUCUGCCUGCUUUAGGUUUAAUUUCUUCAUUCCCGUGCAAUGUUAGCCCCAAAAAGGAUUCCCAAUGCCCCAAAGAGUAAUUAAAAGGCCAUAAAAGCUUUAGUCAUGAAUGAAAAA